AUGAGUUUGCAAGAAUGUAGACUAAAAAGAUCUAGAGUCCCAAAUUUCACUGCUGAUGAAAAAAGUUUAUUGACCAGACUUGUAAACAAAAGAAGGGAUAUAGUUGAAUGUAAACUUACUGACGGGAAUUCAAUAGCUCGAAAGAAAGAGGCCUGGUUAUCAAUAGAGCGGGAAUUUAAUAGCGAGGCUAAUGAUUACAAACGAGAUCAUAUAAUUUUAAAGAGGGCCUGGGAUAAUUUGAAAGCUUCUACGCGAAAGGUGCGUGCUGCAGAUAAGAGCAGUCAAAAUAAAACGGGAGGAGGCCCUCCAGUUCAACUAACUACUCCACAGAAAAAAUCUAACAUGAACACAGUGGAAGAAACUGUUCCGUCACUCAGUUGUGAGGUCAAAAACAAUUUUGAUUCUGAUGGUGUUGUACUUGGAAAUAUAUCUAUAUCCAUUGAUGAGAGUGGCAGUGACACAUUCCCAUUCAAAACUGACUCAGCUGCAGAGUUCUUAGAAGUCUGUGAACAAAACAAUACAUCUCAAACAGAAUCUAUGGACACAAACGUUUCAGAUGAACAUAUUACAAACCCACUUCCACUUAACAGAAGGUCCAGAAGUACUAAUGAUUUUGUAUGUAGAGAGUCUGCCCUACGUUUGAAAACAUUUCAGAUUAAAAGCAAGCUAGAAAAUCAGAUAUUAAAGGCAAAGCUAAAGACUGCUCUACUACAGCAAGAGGCAGCACAAGUUAGUCUAGAAACAGCAAAAUUAGAGCUGGAAAUUAAAAAAAAGCUUUGGAAAGCACAGUUC
Iphiclides podalirius (scarce swallowtail) is the source of this 792-nucleotide messenger RNA. The record is from the annotation of a GenBank genome assembly. Lineage: Eukaryota; Metazoa; Arthropoda; Insecta; Lepidoptera; Papilionidae.